AUGUCAGUUCAAUUAACUUAUAACAACUUAGGCGAUUCAGGUUUAAAAGUUUCACCAUUAAUUGUUGGAUGUAUGGGUUUUGGUUCAAGUCAAUGGGCAGGAUGGGUAAAAGAUGAUGAAGAAGAGUGUCUCAGAAUCUUAAAAAAAUGUUACGAUAAUGAAUUAAGAACAUUUGAUACUGCAGAUGUUUAUUCAAAUGGUAAAUCCGAAAUCUUAUUAGGUAAAUUUUUAAAAAAAUAUAACAUACCCAGGGAGAAAAUUGUCAUCAUGACCAAGUGCUUUUUCGCAGUUGAUGAGUACGACCCAAGUUUCAAUUCUUUAAAAGCUAAUAGUGUUUCACCAGCUGAUUUAUACAACUCAAAAGGAUUAUCAAGGAAACAUAUAUUGGAAGCUGCUCAAAAUUCAGUUAGAAGAUUAGGUACUUAUAUUGAUGUUUUACAAAUUCAUAGAUUAGAUCCAACUACCCCAAAGAAAGAAAUUAUGAAGGCUUUAAACGAUGUUGUUGAACAAGGUUUAACUAGAUACAUUGGUGCUUCAUCAAUGAAAGCAACUGAAUUUGCUCAAUUACAAUUUAUUGCGGAACAAAACGGAUGGUUCAAAUUUAUUAGUAUGCAAAAUUACUACAACUUGUUGUAUAGAGAAGAAGAAAGAGAAAUGAUUCCAUUCUGUCAAGAAAAUGAUUUAGGUAAAGUUUCAAUAAUUCCUUGGUCUCCAAUUGCCAGAGGUGUACUAGCAAGACCAUUUGAUGUAAAAUCAGAAAACAAAAGAACAGAAGAAGACAAGACUUUUAAGAUGUUGGGAUUGGAUUCAUUAACUGAUGCAGAUAAGGAAAUUUUGAAAAGAGUUGAAGAGCUUGCUAAAAAACAUAAUGUUAGUAUGGCUGUUGUUGCUACUAGUUGGGUUUUAAGACAGAAAGGUUGUAACCCGAUUGUUGGUAUAAGUUCCGAAGAACGUGCUGAUGAUAUUAUCAAGGCUAUUACCUUUAACUUAAGUGAUGAAGAAGCCAAGUAUUUGGAAGAACCAUAUAUUCCUAAAAAAUCCUUUUUUUAA
Messenger RNA from Lodderomyces jiufengensis, 1050 nucleotides. RefSeq names its product aldo-keto reductase superfamily protein (gene LPG20). Bases 1 to 1050 code for a protein of 349 amino acids. Lineage: Eukaryota; Fungi; Ascomycota; Pichiomycetes; Serinales; Debaryomycetaceae. The transcript has a single exon. The record is from RefSeq and is a predicted model, not a curated record.